ACUCCAUAAGUGGCAGCUAAUAAAACAUCGCUGUUCUCAAUAACCCUAGUCUUUAUCUAGUCUAACCAGUCGUUUGAGAAGCGCCUCACUGGACCAUUGUCUUCUUUCACCUGGCGCUUCUCUUCUUCAUCACGCCUGUAAGGAAAUCUUGCUGCCAUUUGUGUAUUCCAUGGAAAAAGUGCUGGGCAAACAAACAUUCUCUCUAUCCUCUGGCAAAGGUUAUUAAUUCUACAUCUUGCAGAUUGUUACAAAAGAGGAGUUCAUGAUACUUUUGUCAUACAAGUCAUACAAUACGCAACGCAUCUAUGGUCUUGGACCCUUUACAACACAACUGACCAACGGUCAAAUAGCUGACCCACUGAGCCAUUCCAAACAAUCCGUCACAAUCACUGAAAUGAUGUCCACUGUGGAAAUUACCAGUAACGAAUGAAGAACUUGAGAAGUUGAUGGGAAGCAAGUGAAAAGGGGGUUGCCACUUGGAAAAACUGCGCCGACCGACCGAGCAAUCAACCGACCGACCGACCGACCGACCAAGCGAGCCAACCCCCCCACCCCCUCCCAUAACACCCCGUAACCCAUUAACUUCCUGAUCUACCCCCACCCCCCAAACAACCACCACGUCACCCCAUCCGCUUCUCCUCCCUUCCGGAGCACGGUUGGCCAUGGAUGUAGACUCUAAUGACGGCACAGCAACCGAGUCUCUCAAUGGAGAGACGAAACCAGACCCGGCGAAACUGGCACAGAGUGCCAUCAUCAAGCAGGAUGUUAUGUUAUCAGCGACGAGUACCCAGUCGCCGUUGGCAACGGUGUCAUCUGUGUUCACCAUGCCCACAGUUUCAAAUGUGUCUGUGGCCAAUAACAGUGGCAUUGGAGGUCUGCCUGAUCAGCUGUUCACGUCGGUACCCUCCGUAGGAGAAAACACCACCACACACACUGUUACCGAUAUCAAACCAGAGAUCAAUGGUACAAUAUCGGCCCUUUCCAAUCAACCCCAGCAGUUAUUUAGUCAACCGCAAGUGGCACCACAGUUUUUCAUUGCUGGUCAGCAUUUAACCCAAGGACAAACUACAGGUUCAUCUCUACCAGUCCAACAGCUUCUGAUUCCUGUCUCUACAGGUAAUGGUACACAACAGUUUAUCAGUAUACCAGUGUCGCUAGCAACCGGAGGCAACCAGCAGAUACAGUUGCUGACAACGUCCAAUGGACAAAUUAUUGCUACCAACCUCUCCAGUCUUCAGGGUUUGGCACAACCUCUCAAUAUGACUGCCGCUGCUGCUGCUGCUGCUGCCGCCGCCAACACAAAUGCUGCUGCAGGCUCCAUCAAUUCACACACAUCAAACGGUACCACUAGCAAUCAGCAAACAACCAACCAGUUGUUGGCCAAUCAAGUUUCUUCAUUACCUCAACUGCUCACCAAUGCUCAAGGUCAAAUUUUGGCAGUCGGCCCACAGCAAGUGUUAACACCUGUUUCUGUCCCACAUGUGAAUUCGACAACCUCCAACUUGUCUGGCCAACAACCUGUGAACAAUGCCACCACCAAUGGAGGCUGCAACCAUCUCAACCAACAGAACCAGGCACACAGUACUGCUGCUGUUGUUGCUGCUGCCACUGCUAGCAGCAGCAGCAGCAGCAACUGCAGCAGCAAUGGUGUGGGCAACAGCUCGACAAAUGGCAGCAAUAACAGCAUCAUCAUAAGCAGCAGCAGCAGCAGUAGUAGCAGUAGCAAUGGUGGCAGCAGUGGCGGCAGUGGAGGUCACAGUAGCAAUAGCAGCAGCGUUGGUGGCGGUGGUAGCGGUGGUGGUGGCGGUGGCAGCAACAACAGCAACAGCAGCAGUAACAACAACAACAACAGCAACAACAAUAACAAUAAUAGUAGUAGUAUCACAAGCAAUGGCAUCAGUAGCAGCUUGGUGCACAGUGUUGCAGCAAGCAACAUCAGCAGCAGCAGCACUCUACGAGGAAACAGCAGCAGCAGCAGCAGCAGUGGUAACAGCAGCAGCAACAACAGCAGCAGCACUGGGCCCUUACUGGGAUCAACAGGGACGACCACAACGGGAGUCAGUGCUAGCAACAACACCAGCAGCAGCAACAACAACAACAACAACAGCAGCAGUAACAACAGCAGCAGCAUCAUCACCAACAGCAGCAACAACAACAGCAGCAGCAGCAGUAACAACAGCAACAAUAACAACAGUACACAUCAAGCAAUCAACUCCAGCAGCAUUCAUUCUAACCUCGUUACUGCUGGUGCUGGGAGCUUGGUCGGUCACCCCCAGCAUCAUGCCAUUGCCAAGACGACGGUUUCCCAGCAGCCGCAACAGCAGCAAACAGCCACUCGCAUCACAGUGGCAGCGCAGUCCCUCACUACCCACACAACUACCUCAGAUGGGCUGCCUCCAAAUGUCAGUCAACUUUUACCCAAUACUGUAAGCAAUUCUACUGAAAGCACAACUGUAGAUGGCAUCAACUUAGAUGAGAUCAAAGAGUUUGCUAAACAGUUCAAAAUCCGGCGCUUAUCGUUAGGGCUAACGCAAACCCAAGUCGGACAAGCUUUAAGUGCAACAGAAGGACCAGCCUAUAGCCAAUCAGCCAUUUGCAGGUUUGAAAAGCUGGAUAUCACUCCAAAAAGUGCUCAGAAAAUUAAACCGGUUCUCGAACGAUGGAUGGCAGAGGCUGAGGAACGUUACAAAAAUGGGGUGCAAAAUCUGACUGAAUUCAUUGGCAGUGAGCCUUCUAAGAAGCGAAAACGACGCACAUCUUUCACACCACAAGCAUUAGAAAUAUUAAAUCAACACUUUGAGAAAAAUACACAUCCAUCAGGUGCUGAGAUGACAGAGCUUUCUGAAAACUUGAACUAUGACCGCGAAGUGAUUCGUGUGUGGUUCUGCAACAAGAGACAAGCGUUGAAGAAUACCAUCAAGAAACUGAAACAAGAAAAUGCUUGAUGGUGAAAUAGAGUGUGGUGAGACUAGCGAGGAACAAUUUUAAUUUUUUUUUUUUUUUUAUUUUUACAAACCGAACGCUUGUUUUGAAACCAGAACAGCAAAACUUAAACACCAACCAACCAAUCAACCAACCAACCAACCAACCAACCAACAAUAAUAAUAACAGUAAUGAUAAAUAAAUAAAUAAAUAAAUAAAUAAAAGCCUACCUGACCGCCAUCACUACCACCACCACCACCACCACCACCACCACCAUUACUGUUGCCACUGCUACCAUUAACUUCAUCACUGUCACAAUUGCAGUCAAUGCCACAAGUAUGUAUUAUCACCAUGCCAUUGAUCAAAGGUCUGUGUGGUAUCUGCAUGGAUUCAAUCUGGAAUAACCUAGGACUAAACAACAGCGACAGCAAGAACAAUAACAACAACCAUUGCCACUACCUUCAUCAUCAUAUCAUCAUCAUCAUCAUCACAUCAUCAUCAUCACCAUCAUCAUCUUCUUCACAGUGAUACCAUCACCAUGACGUACAGCUAUCAUCUGCAAUUUAGGUGUACUGAAGCAUGGAUGGAAGCUACACAACAACAGCAACAAUGACAACAAUAACAACAACAACAGCAACAACAACAACAAAGGCUCCAUGAAACCACGACAAUGGAUGGAUGUCAAGAGCAGCAGCAGUUAGAGAAAUGGUGACGGAUGCCGAUGGUAAUAACAAUGAUGAAGUUGAUGAUGAUGAUGAUGAUGACGAUGAUGGUUACAAUGUUGAUGAUGAUGAUGAUGAUGGAUGGAUGGAUGGUGAUGAUGUGUUUGUGGUGGUGAUAGUGAGGUAGUGGUGGUGGUGGUGGUGGUGCUGCUGCGGUGGUGGUGGUGUUUGUGACGUUUGUGGUGUUUGCAAUGAAGAAAUGGAGAAAGAAGGAUAAACAUGCCAUUGAUGAAUGAAGGGUCAGAAUUUUCACCCGCUGAUAAAAAAAAAAAAACAAAAAAAAACAUGAAAAAUAAUAACAACUACAAUAAUAAUAAUAAUAAUAAUAAUAAUAAUAAUAAUAAUAAUAAUAAU
This is a messenger RNA of Octopus sinensis (East Asian common octopus), 3998 nucleotides long. RefSeq lists its product as uncharacterized. Gene Ontology annotation, biological process: regulation of transcription by RNA polymerase II. Bases 663 to 2945 code for a protein of 760 amino acids. Gene Ontology annotation, molecular function: RNA polymerase II cis-regulatory region sequence-specific DNA binding; DNA-binding transcription factor activity, RNA polymerase II-specific. The transcript is spliced from 14 exons. The record is from RefSeq and is a predicted model, not a curated record. Lineage: Eukaryota; Metazoa; Mollusca; Cephalopoda; Octopoda; Octopodidae.